This is a messenger RNA of Parathielavia appendiculata, 313 nucleotides long. RefSeq lists its product as uncharacterized. The record is from RefSeq and is a predicted model, not a curated record. The transcript is spliced from 3 exons. The annotation marks the transcript as partial. NCBI's taxonomy places the organism in Eukaryota, Fungi, Ascomycota, Sordariomycetes, Sordariales, Chaetomiaceae.
GGAAUACAAGCGGUUUCCCAUCGGGUCAUCCUUUUAGACGCCAAGGUACGGACACUUCAGAAGGCCAACAAAGCACUUUCCAAGCGCCGCAGGGCCAAACGGACGCAGAAGGGUGUAGUAGAAGGGGAAGGGCGCGUCGAGGAGGAAAAUGAAGGGCCAUCAAUGCUUCGGACGGGUUCGCGGCUCUAUGGCAUCUGCCGCAAGACUAGCCAUAAUGCAAGGACAUGCCCGGAGGCUGGAGAAAUAGAUAGCUCAAGCGAUUCUAAGUAGUUUCAAUUGAUCGCAUCAGAUUUUGGUGGACUUUUGGCAGUUU